Molecule: messenger RNA, 3090 nt
Organism: Diaporthe citri
Lineage: Eukaryota; Fungi; Ascomycota; Sordariomycetes; Diaporthales; Diaporthaceae
Exons: 7
Coding region: 1-3090 (1029 amino acids)
Biological process (GO): protein N-linked glycosylation; oligosaccharide metabolic process
Cellular component (GO): endoplasmic reticulum membrane
Molecular function (GO): Glc3Man9GlcNAc2 oligosaccharide glucosidase activity
Source: RefSeq, a predicted model, not a curated record
AUGGUCGUCUACGACAACCAUGAGAUUCUAGCUGCUGAGGAGAGGCGGUUGAAGGAAGACCGCCACCGCACCAAGUACUGGAAGAAGUGGGGCUCGUAUCUGCCCGAGAGGCAAUGGGCUACAGUCCGAGAGGACUACAGUGCCGACGGUGACGCCUGGAGUCACUUUCCUCACGAUCACGCACGUUCCCGGGCCUACAGAUGGGGCGAAGAUGGCAUCGCCGGAGUCAGCGACACCCACGGCUUUCAGAAUAUCGCCUUUGCCUUUUGGAACGAGAAGGACCCAUUCCUCAAGGAAAGACUCUUCGGCUUGUCCAACCCACAAGGGAACCAUGGCGAGAGCGUCAAGGAGGCCCAUUUCCACCUGGACAACACUCCUCACUCCUAUAUGAAGUUUCUCUACAAGUACCCCCAAGCCGAGUUCCCCUACGAUGACCUUCGAGACGAAAACGCAAAGCGAGGCAAGCAGGAUAGGGAAUAUCAACUUCUUGACACAGGCUGCUUCAAGGAUGACAAGUACUGGGACAUAAUCAUUGAGACGGCCAAAGAGGACGAUGACCCAGAUUCGCUGCUCUUCCGAGUGACUGCUUGGAAUCGUGGCAAUGAGCCCAAGCCAAUUCAUAUCGUUCCUCACGUGUGGUUCAGAAACACUUGGGCCUGGGGUCGCGAGCCUGAGGAGAACAAGCCCUCGAUCAGGCUGCACUCUGAGAACCUGGCCAAGUCACACCAUCACUCCCUGGGAGAUAGGUACUUCCUGCUUUCUCCUUCCCCAGGCGUUGGCCCCAGCGGGGAUGAUGUCGACCCAACGAUGCUCUUCACCGAAAAUGAUACCAACUUCGAGCUUCUCUACGGCGGGGAGAACCCCCAACCCUACGUGAAGGACGCUUUCCACAGGCACAUUGUCGAUGGGGAGAAGGACGCUGUGAAUCCCGCACAGCGCGGGACGAAAUGCGCUGCUUGGUUCCCGUUCAACGAGGCCGGUGGUGUCCCGCCGGGAGAGUGUGCUGUUGUCCGUUUCCGUUUCAGCAAGAAGGAUGACACCUACCUGGACGAAGAGGAGUUUGAUGACAUUAUCGAGCGCCGCAAGGAUGAAGCCGACGAUUUUUACUAUAAAAUCAGUCCCCUGCCCAUGUCGGAUGACCUGCGUAACAUCCAGCGACAAGCCUUCUCGGGCAUGAUGUGGUGCAAGCAGCAUUAUCUGUUCAUCUGGGACCAAUGGGCUAAUGGCGAUCCGGCCCAGCCGCCACCUCCCCCAGACAGAAAGGCUAUCAGAAACUCGCAGUGGAGGCACAUGCAUUGUGAUGACAUACUCUCCAUGCCAGACUCGUGGGAGUACCCUUUCUUCGCAGCUUGGGACAGCGCUUUCCACUGCAUCCCUCUGGCCAUGAUCGAUCCUGACUUCGCCAAGAAACAACUCGAUUUGUUCACCAGGGAGUGGUAUUUGCAUCCAAAUGGGCAACUCCCUGCCUAUGAAUGGAACUUCGGGGACGUGAAUCCGCCGGUCCACGCUUGGGCAACCUUCCGCACCUUCAAGAUCGAGCGCAAAUUGUACGGACGGCAGGAUCUCGAUUUCCUGGAGCGCGUGUUCCAGAAGCUACUUCUUAAUUUCACCUGGUGGGUAAAUCGCAAGGACGUGGAGGGCAAGAACGUGUUCGAGGGUGGGUUCCUUGGUCUGGACAAUAUCGGCCUUUUCAACCGAUCAGACCCCCUUCCCACCGGCGGUACCCUGGAGCAAGCAGACAGCACAGGCUGGAUGGCAUUCUACUGCCUCUGCAUGCUGAACAUUAGUCUUGAGCUCGCCAAGCAUCGGCGCACAUAUGAGGACAUUGCUUCAAAGUUCUUUGAGCACUUCAUCCUCAUCAGCGACGCAAUGACGUUCAGAACAGGACAGAAAGACGAGAAAUCGCUGUGGAAUGACGAAGACGGCUUCUACUACGACGCGAUUUCAUGGGGUGGACCUUGGAUUCAACAGAUGCCAGUCCGUUCCCUGGUCGGCCUGAUUCCGAUGUAUGCCACUCUGACCUUGGAGCCAGAGCUGAUCAACAAGCUUCCCUCCUUCAAAAGAAGGCUGGAAUGGUUCAUGGCAAAUAAGUGCGACGUUGCAGAGCGGAACAUGCACAGUAUUCGCAAGCGUGGAAAAGGGAACCGAAUUCUCCUGUCCAUCGUGAGCAAGGACCGGUUAGAGAAGCUCUUAAAACGCAUGUUGGAUGAGGAUGAAUUCCUGAGUCCUCACGGCAUCCGAUCUCUGUCCAAGUAUCACGAGAAACAUCCUUACUCCAUGGACGUUAACGGACAGCAGUUCCAGGUGGGCUAUGUCCCAGGUGAUUCUGACAGCGGUCUCUUUGGAGGCAACAGCAACUGGCGUGGCCCGGUCUGGCUCUGCGUCAACUUCCUCCUCAUUGAGUCGCUGCAACGAUACUACCUGUUUUUCGGACAGAGCCUGCAGGUAGAGUGCCCCGUUGGAUCCGGUGACUACAUGCAUCUAGGCCAUGUGGCCGAAGAACUCCAGCACCGGCUGCAGCACCUCUUCACCCGUGACAACGAUGGCCGUCGAGCUAUCAACGCUGGUGACGACACGCUUGAUUUCGAUCCUCUGUGGAAGGAUAAUAUGUGGUUCCACGAAUUCUUCGAUGGAGACACGGGUCGUGGUCUGGGAGCGACACAUCAGUGCGGCUGGACAGGUUUGAUUGCCAGAUUGAUCCACGACACAGGUGUCACCUGCCGUCUUCCACAAACGCCACGCACGCCGUCAAUCGGCAUGGCCCAUUACUUCGAUGACGUGUUUAGCCGACAGGUCGUUCCGCGGUCGCCAUCGAUGCCUCGCAUCAGGCGGUCGUCGACAGCCCGGUCGAUAGGUGCACGGAGCGACUUCGACCAUAGUGAGGCUAAUGGCUACGACGACGAGCAAGACGGCCAUAGUAUUAGCGGUAGUGUUGUCCUGACCGAUGACCCGCAGCGCCUCCGCGAAAAGGAAGAGGCGGAUGAGCACAUGCACAACUACAUCGCGGAACAGCUCGAGAGGGUCAAGACUGAGCAACUCAGCAAUGGCAAUGGCUAUGAGAAGGCCGACGAGAUCGAGGCCCAAGCCUGA